Ochlerotatus camptorhynchus is the source of this 1677-nucleotide messenger RNA. RefSeq lists its product as uncharacterized. The record is from RefSeq and is a predicted model, not a curated record. Bases 1 to 1677 code for a protein of 558 amino acids. NCBI's taxonomy places the organism in Eukaryota, Metazoa, Arthropoda, Insecta, Diptera, Culicidae. Gene Ontology annotation, molecular function: nucleic acid binding. The transcript has a single exon. Gene Ontology annotation, biological process: DNA integration.
AUGAUUCCAGCCCAGUUACAGUAUGAAAAGCUGUGGUUCGAAGGUCCUCUGUGGCUUCGCCAAGAUGCUAGUAUAUGGCCGUCGAAUGUUCCAGAAGAAGAAGUUGAUCAAGCACUCCUGGAGCAAAGAAAGAUCGUUGCACUGCCAGCAACAUCGGAACCAGUCAGUGAAAUAUUCAGCCUUCGUUCGUCUCUCUUUAUCUUGGUCCGAUUGAUCGCAAGAAUACGCCGUUUCGUCCAUAAUACACAGCAUAGAGAUGAGAGGCGUAUUGCUUUCCUGUCGUAUCCUGAGCACGAAGAAGCACUAGCAGUCCUGGUUCGACUGGCACAACGAGAAUCGUUUCCGAUGGAAUUCGCUGCAUUGGAGAAAGGAAAGUCUAUCAGCCCGUCGUCAAAGUUGAACAAGCUCAACCCUAUCUUCAUCGAUGGAGUAUUACGUGUAGGAGGUCGAUUAGCAAAGGCACCAGUAUCAGCAAGUCGGAAGCAUCCGAUAAUCCUGUGUCACCGUCAUCCGUUGGCCAAGUUGGUCCUAGACUAUUAUCAUCGCAAGAACUUCCAUUCUGGGAUGCAGCUGCUUGUGUCCACAGUGCGGGAGCGAUUCUGGGUAACACGCAUCAGAAGCCUAGCCAACACUGUCAUUCAUGAAUGCGUCCAGUGCUUCCGUAACAGACCGAAGGUUUUGGAUCAGCUAAUGGCUGACCUUCCAUCCGAACGUGUAUCUCCAGCGCCACCAUUCCUGAACGUAGGCGUGGAUUACUGCGGACCGUUCCUAAUUAGCUAUCCAAUCCGCAGAUCCUUCCCUAGGAAACACUUUGUCGCAAUCUUCGUCUGCCUUGUAACGAAGGCAGUCCAUCUUGAACUGGUGAGCGAUUUGACCAGUGAAGCCUUUCUUGCUGCCUUCAAACGAUUUGUGGCACGCAGGGGAGGACCAGCCCUAGUCAUGUGCGACAAUGCCCUGAACUUUGUUGGAGCCACGCGUCAGUUGGAUGAAUUACGGCAGUUAUUCAUGGAUCAAGGAUUCCACGAUUCUGUUGCACGCGGAGCAGUAGAGGAAGGAAUAGAGUUUCGAUUCAUUCCGGCAAGAUCUCCCAAUUUCGGCGGCUUAUGGGAAGCCGCGGUGAAAUCGUUCAAAGGGCAUUUCAAGCGCACUAUCGGCGACAGAGUGCUCCAGCAUGACGAAAUGUCUACAGUGUUGCCACAAAUAGAAGCCAUCCUGAAUUCUCGACCGCUCACUCCGAUCAGUAACGACCCGUCGGAUUUCGAAGCGUUAACUCCUGGACACUUUCUCGUCCAGCGACCAUUAACAGCGAUUGCAGAACCAUUGUUGGAAAAUAUUCAGCACAAUCGGCUGUCUAUGUGGCAGCGAGCUCAGGACUAUGUUCAGCAAAUCUGGAAGAAGUGGUCUGUCCAGUACCUUUCCGAUCUCCACAAUAGAACAAAAUGGACCCGCAAGCGCGAUAACAUGUCCAUCGGUACUUUGAUUCUGUUGAAAGAGGACAACCUCCUGCCUCUGAAAUGGAAGCUAGGACGUGUGGUUGACAUUCAUGCUGGCUCAGAUGGAAACAUUCGCGUAGUUACUGUCAAAACGCAAGACGGUCUGUACCGAAGGGCAAUUUCCAAAAUUUGCAUCCUACCGAUACGUGACAACUUCGAUCUUUCUGCUUCCGAGCAAAAUUAA